UGUAAUAAUUGUAAUAAUAAUACAGCUCCCAUCGGCGACGUUGGCAAAGACCCGUAAAUAUAAUCUCACGCUCUCGAGCAACGCGCGCGCGUGUGUUUGUGUCGCGAGCCGCUCUCGCCAGUGUGAAUUGGAUUUUUUCAACCCGUGUGUGUGUGUGCUUCGUGUUAUCGUCGUUCUUGUCGUCUAUACCGCGCAAAAGAAAAAAAUGAUGCAGAAUCCGCGCGAUUACAUUAACCCAGAAGUAGCAGAAGAAGCCUGUAGCAGGAUGCGUCACAUGAGCUUGAAGGAUAGCGAGGAGUACGUCAGAAGCUUGUACCUAGAGAUGACCGCCGCCGACUUUACGAGAGUCUGGACGGGUACGGCCAAAUGCUCGCUUCAGAGGCCGGAAAAUUUGCGAGUCAGCGGCGCAGCGAUCGAUCGAGUCACUUACGAGAUCUGGUAUCCCACGAUCGACAUGCACGACAUGCCACAUUUCAAGCUCGAUUGGCCGGAACAGAUGAAUCUGGUCAUGGUGCCGAGGUACAUAGUGGAAUCGAGCGACGCCGCCCAGUACCUGACCCCGUCGAGAUUUUUCCAGUUCAAAAAGGUGUCGUCGCCGGUAGACACGGGAAUGCUCCUGAAAACGAUGGCCUCGGGCUCGGUCGUCGCUUGCAUGAUGUCGCCGGAUCCGUACGAUACCACUCAGGACGUGAUCUACUUGUGGUACGACAACAUUCUGCCGAACACGAUGUUUGGAAUCAUCGCUCACCACCCCACGAAUUUCCUGCUCCGAUUGUAUCAGGCCAUCGACCACGAGCUCGGCUUCUACCAGGAGUUCCGACACUUCGUGUCGCUGACGGCUUUGACGAGCACGCGGGAACGACUCGACCCGAACGCCCUUCCCGACGAUCUCUGGAAAGAGAGACUGCGACCGUCCUUCUGGCAGGGCACCCUCGAAUCCAAAGACUUCAGCGUGCCCGUAGAAUGGAUGGGCGGAAAGGAGGAAUGGAUGUGCAUAGAGCUUCCCUGCGAGUUGACGGAGCUAGAGAUGGACGAGCUCGAGUACAUAAAGAUCAUGCAGAUACCGCAGGGCAUGAAGAGGAUGAGCCUGCGAGUGGCGCCGCACGACCAGCUCGUGAACGCGGUCGUUCGCGAAUCGACCAUAGUCAAUGCCAGAUGGUUCAUCUUGAAUCUGGACCCAAGGGCCAGGGGCGUAAAGUUGCUGAAAAACAAGAUCGCGAACAAUUUUGUCGCAUACAUAGCUCUCGAAGAGUGCCAAACGCAAAUCGAAAGAAUCAUGAUCGUGACCUACAAUAGACGGUGGAAGAAAUUCAUCGGAAUGGUACCGAAUCAUCACGCGGACUUGGCUCCGUGCAGGCCGAAAAUCAUUACGGGACUGGAAAAUAUGUGGCAGGGCACCUUCGAACUGUUGUGGAACGUCGACGGACAGGCGAAGCUCUGCAUGCAAUUUGUCUUGAAUCAAGAUUUGGUGCACACCAGACCAUUAUUGACAUUAUUGGAGGGAUGCCCGCGAGUUUUUCGUGCUUUCUUAAUCAGUAGAGAGUUCAUGCAGGAUAACUUGAAGAGUCAUGCAUUAAAAAACAGUCAGAAGUUUUAUUUCGGUACCCGAGAAAAUCAAGACAGAGUGGCCCACUUAAGAAAAUUAAUGAAAGAAUUCGUGAUCAUUGCUAUUUUUCGGAGAAAUAAUAUCUUAGAAGUAUUGCUUUUUGAGCAAAAAUCCGGAGACGGAAUUUUUAUUGGAACUCUACCUCGAGACUCAAAUAAGUAUGCCACUCUCCUGACAAUCACUACUAACAAGUCCCCAAAAACCAUAUGCCCGGAAGAGUUGGUGAAAAUCAACUCGUCACCGCUUCAUGCGCCGAACUUUAAUAUUGAAUCAUCCAAGGAGUCAUUCCACAGGACCUUCCUAAAGGCGCUUGACGGAAAAGAAGCUUCGGAAUCUAGAUAUGUUCACCUCGUGAAAACAUAUUUAUGUCGAUGAAUUCUCGAUAUCAUAGUUUAAUUUUAACCGCUAGUAAAAUUUUAGCUGCGAUCGACGCAAUAUUUCAUUGUUUGAAAAUAAACGUUUCAACAACUAGUUUACAACAAAUUAAUUUUCACGAGAUAAUGACCAGGGGCUGUUUUAUCCUAACAUAUAACCAAAAUUUAAUUGUACAAUAAUUUUAAUUAAUACUCUUCUCAAAUUAAUGAUUGUACACAAUGAAUUCUUGUUCGUGGACUCGUCUCAAGAAUUCAUUAAAUUUCAUUUAAAUUUUAAAAAGAGUAUUUUAAUUAUAUAAAUAAAAGUUUCAGAGUAAUCAAGUCAAUGGAUGGAGUGACUACCAGUAGAUAAAAAAUUAAUUAUUGGCAUGGUUAUCUUAUUUUAUAUAUUUAUUUGAUAUAGUUAUGAUCAUUGAGCAUUGCAAAAUAGUUGCUAUGAUAAUCAUUAACAAUGAACGUCCAAUGAAAGCACAUCCAUUCUAUUGGUUUGAUUAUUCGAUUCAAAAUAAAAAAAUUACUUUUUCCACAAGCAACUAGGCUCGAAAGCAAUCUGUCACACCAACAAAAAUCCACCGCACGUGCGCGGCGCCGACGAUAUAUUCAAUUUCAACGGUGAAAGGAGUUUUGUAACGAUAUUUAAAUAGUUUCAGCAUAACCAAACCAAUAGACAAUGAUGUUAUUUUAAUAAUUAUCUAAUGAUUGUUUCUAUUUUGUUUACUCAAAAUACAUUUACUACUGUUAUUAAAAAAUAUUGCUAAGAUCACCGAA
This is a messenger RNA of Trichogramma pretiosum, 2748 nucleotides long. RefSeq lists its product as uncharacterized. The transcript has 10 exons. The record is from RefSeq and is a predicted model, not a curated record. Bases 206 to 1981 code for a protein of 591 amino acids. Lineage: Eukaryota; Metazoa; Arthropoda; Insecta; Hymenoptera; Trichogrammatidae.